AUGAAAAGAGACUUAGGUGAUGUCGCUGUUGAAAUCCCAGAUGAUGCGAAUAAUGCAGAACAUGAUGAUAAGACGAGUGAAAUCGACGGCAUAGCCAACCAGUCGGACUCGGUUGUAAUAGGCUCAAAAGAGGAUGUCAAGUCUCUAGACACAGAAGUAGCAGUUGAGAAACAGGAGCAAGUAGACAAUGGCGAAGAAGACCAUAUUCCAUCUCCAUCACCUUCGCCGACAGGCAGUGGUGGUGAAAAUGGCAAGAACAAAGACGAUGAACCAGAGGAGGAACAACAUCAACUAAACCCCGAGAGAUCACUGUCACUAAGAUCGAGGUCGGAGUUGCUCCCACCGGAAAUGGAAAAUAGGGAAGAAGAGGCGGUAGAGGAUGAUGACGAGGCGGAAUUAAACAGUGUCACAGGGGUGGAGCGGCCACAACUGGCGUUGGCAGUUGUAGAGGAGGAGGAGGGGGCUGAAUUCAAGACCCUACAAAACCACAAGUCAUUCCUCUUGGAUCCGAAUUCUUCUCUUGAAGAUGAAUCUGGUACAGAAGAGGACCAAGCGGCAUUCAUGAAGGAGCUUGAAAUUUUCCAUAAAGAGAGGUGUUUGGAGUUCAAGCCUCCAAGGUUUUAUGGAGAGCCAUUAAAUUGCCUCAAGUUAUGGAGAUCAGUGAUCAGACUUGGUGGCUAUGAACAGGUGACCUCAUGCAAGGUGUGGCGACAAGUGGGAGAAUCAUUUAAACCCCCAAAGACUUGUACAACUGUCUCGUGGACAUUCCGCUGUUUUUAUGAAAAGGCAUUGCUUGAAUAUGAGAAGUAUAAAAUGAGCAAUGGAGAGCUGCCAUUCACAGAUGCUGCUUCUACAGAACCUCCUUCUGGUGCAAAACAGACAAGUCAAAGUCAAACUCCUGGAUCAGGAAGGGCAAGGCGAGAUGCAGCAGCACGAGCCAUGCAAGGUUGGCAUUCACAGCGUCUUCUUGGUAAUGGCGAGGUUGGGGAUCCCAUCAUUAAGGAUAAGACUCCAAGCACGGCAAUAAAGCGUGAGAAACAAACCAUUGGUCUGUUGAAGCGUAAAAAACCAUCUUCAGUUGAGCGGGCGGUCAAAGUUGCACGCAUGAAAGCGUCAAAACCACAUUUGGACUCCAUGGUUGUGGAUGUGGGCCCGCCUGCUGAUUGGGUGAAAAUCAAUGUUCAGAGAACUAAGGAUUGCUUUGAGGUGUAUGCUUUGGUUCCUGGGCUUUUGCGUGAAGAGGUGCGUGUACAGUCAGAUCCAGCUGGGCGGUUAGUUAUAUCCGGUCAACCAGAACAGCUGGACAACCCUUGGGGCGUUUCUCCUUUUAAAAAGGUUGUGAGUUUACCUUCAAGGAUUGAUCCUCAUCAAACGUCGGCUGUGGUGACAUUGCAUGGUCAGUUGUUUGUGAGAGUGCCAUUUGAGCAGUCAGAGGUGUAGAAUGAAUAGAUAUGCAGAUAAUUGUUGACAAGGUUUUAGUGGUAGAAGAUAUGUUUACUUUUUGUGCAGUUCAUGUUCAUGUUCUGAGUACUGUAUUUACUAUUUAGUAUUUUAGUGAGGCUUAAUUCAAAACUUUGACUUUUGGUGGGCUUGC
This is a messenger RNA of Lactuca virosa, 1594 nucleotides long. The record is from the annotation of a GenBank genome assembly. Lineage: Eukaryota; Viridiplantae; Streptophyta; Magnoliopsida; Asterales; Asteraceae.